AGAAUAGUCCCAACCGACCUUGAGUACCGAGUAUUCAAUUAUCCUUCUUUGAACCACACACACACACACGUAUCUCAUCAUAUCUAUAUCAUUAUCUACGAAUUUAUAACGAGGAACGCGCUGAAUAGUCCGAAGGGAUUUGAAAAGUAAAGCUAUCGCAUUCUGGUAUCAUCUUUUACAGAUACAUAUCUUCUACCCGACGCACAUCAAAAUGCAGAUCUCAACGAUUGUCGCAACUGCGCUGCUGCCUUUGUUGGCGGUAGCAGACCCUUCUACUACUACGUCUACCAUGACGAUGACAAAGUACAUCACUAUCCAGAAGGUUGUUUCUACUUCAAGUGUUGUUGCUACUUCAAGUAUCUUCAGCGCAAACUCGACUUCCGUCUACCAGCCUACCGGCACUAUUUCUUCUUCUUUCCACUCCUCCAGUAUCGCUCUUCCGACGACAACGACUGGUUCUGAUGGUACGCCUACAACUGUUGCGCCGACAGUCAGCCCUACCAUCGACAACAAUAACAGCGGCGCAUCGCUUGGCUCUGCCCAUGUUGCGCUUGCGGGGCUGGCUGGUAUUGUUGUUGCCGCGUUGAUGUAAGUUGCGCCGUGUUGCGCAACUUGGCCGAGGAGCGGCAAGGGGGUACGACGAAAACAAAAUUUAUAACGUCUUAUUAAAACCAUUCGACACGAGCGUCAUCUACUUCAUUUCUUUUGUCAAAAACCAGCACUCCUCGUUUUCAGCGCUAUCUGGCCGUACACCAUACGCGACAAGGCAAUAGUCCGCGAAAUGGCAUUCGUCAACUACCAACCACGAUGCCUUGAUGCCUUGAAUUCUGCGUAUUCCGCCAGUUCCAACUAUUCUUCAUGAGUAAAAUACCAUUUCCCCUCGUCAUCUUUCCUCGACCUUUCUUCU
This is a messenger RNA of Daldinia vernicosa, 907 nucleotides long. RefSeq lists its product as uncharacterized. The record is from RefSeq and is a predicted model, not a curated record. The coding region runs from base 212 to 592 and encodes 126 amino acids. Lineage: Eukaryota; Fungi; Ascomycota; Sordariomycetes; Xylariales; Hypoxylaceae. The transcript has a single exon.